Messenger RNA from Rhododendron vialii, 1295 nucleotides. RefSeq lists its product as uncharacterized. The transcript is spliced from 4 exons. The record is from RefSeq and is a predicted model, not a curated record. NCBI's taxonomy places the organism in Eukaryota, Viridiplantae, Streptophyta, Magnoliopsida, Ericales, Ericaceae. Bases 97 to 990 code for a protein of 297 amino acids.
AACAAUACAGGUAAACAAACCCAUCAAACUUUUCGACCCACUUUCUGACUGAGAUCUAAUUUCUGACAAAAUCGGACUUCGAUUUUGCAGAGCGGAAUGGAGAUGUUCCAGAAGGCGAAAACGGUCAGGCUCAGGAGCCACCACGACAAGUACCUGCUAGCAGAAGAGGACCAAGAAUCGGUGUGCCAAGAUCGACAGGGAUCGAUUCAGAGGGCCAAGUGGACCGUCGAAUUCGUCGACGGCGUGGACGGCGUCGUCAGGCUCAGGAGCUGUUACGGGAAGUAUCUGACGGCGACGGACGAGCAGUUUCUGCUGGGCGUUACGGGAAGGAGGGUGUGUCAAACGCUGCCCAGGAAACUUGAUUCCAAGGUCGAUUGGGAGCCGAUCAGAGAUGGGUUUCAGGUAAGGCUUAAAACCCGCUAUGGCAAUUAUUUGCGUGCAAAUGGGGGAUUGCCGCCUUGGAGGAAUUCGAUCACGCAUGAUAUUCCUCACCGCCAUACGGAUUGGAUAAUGUGGGAAGUUGAUAUUGUUGAGCUUCGGCCUGAGCAACCCCCUCCUCAAUUGGCAUCUCCGCCGCCAGUUCGAUCCGAUUCUCUCUCUGAGUCUGAACCAAGCUCACCUUCGUUCCAUCUUAGGACACCGAGAUCCUCGAAACUCGAGUCAAGUGAUUCGAUUGGGGGGACAUCGGCAAAGUCUGAAGGCCGGGUUAUAUACUAUAGUGUUGUGGAAGACGAUGUGAAAAUUGAGGAGGGCAGGGAAGAGCCUUCUUUCCAUUUUAAGGGGCAUGGUUUGGAGGAAUUGACUGCAAAGUUGGAGGAAGAAACAGGGCUGGAGGAUGUUAUUGUGUGUUUGCGCAAUCGAUUGAAUGGAAAGCUUUAUCCCCUUCGAUUAGAUCUUCCUCCGAACAAUGCCACCAUGCAUAUAGUUGUGGUUCCAUCAUCGUCCAAAGUGGCUAGAGAUUUUGCACCAGAGGCUAACACUUCAACAUGACCAGGACAUACAACACCAAUGUAGUAUAUGUUUUUACUUGAAGAUGACAAAUGUAUUUUAGGCAUGGCGUUGGAACUGCGUUUGAACGGAAUGUAUCAAUGUUGUGGACACCAACCAAGCUUUGCUAGCUUUCUUUGCGUUUGAACGGAAUGUAUCAAUGUUGUGGACACCAACCAAGCUUUGCUAGCUUUCUUUGCCUCUCGUCAGGCCAUCAACUGUUUUCAUCCAAGAGUAAUAGCUGAAGAACUGAAAUCAUAUUGUACCUUCUUCAGAAAUCUAUCAAAAAUUUUGGGAUUAAUUUCUGU